Molecule: messenger RNA, 1458 nt
Organism: Ectocarpus siliculosus
Lineage: Eukaryota; Phaeophyceae; Ectocarpales; Ectocarpaceae
Source: the annotation of a GenBank genome assembly
AUGAGUCGUUGCGAGUCCCCUUUGUGGGCGAUCGAAACUGUCGAGGAGCAGCAUACAGCCGGCGGCGCGCCCCGGUCGCUCUGGGAUCGUAUAGAGUCCCACCUUCGUCCGCAAGAGAAUCAGAACAAGCAGACGUGGCAGAAGAUUGCGGCGCGACCGACCAUGGCGCCGGGUCUCGAGAGAACCCUUCUAGAAGCUCACCUACGACUGUUGCUCGGGAAGCUAGGGGUGCCGAGCGGGAACCAGGGUGGAAAGGGGGGGCUGGCCUCGAUGUCACCUAGCAGCAGCGGGGGCGGGGGUGGCAGCGGGUGCGGGUCGGCCUCGGUUGGACGACCUCGACCGCACACAUUCCGAGAGGACGACCUCUGUAGGCGCAGCUCCACCAGGCCGUGCUGUGCCACUACAGCAGGCAGUCCAGGGGAGGAUUCUUCGCCGCGGCGGAAAUGUCUGAACGGCCGAAAAGCCAGCUACGCGAGAAGAAGAAGCAGCAGCAGCAGCAGCUGCAGUGAACCCACUACACCUUACGUGCCCCUCGAGACUCAGCAAGACCGAGCUGUGUACGAAUUCCUCUCCACAAGUGGUGAGUGCGACGGCCUCAGCGGUGGUGCUGCCGGGAGGGGCGGGAACGGGACGCACGGGGAGGCGGAGCGCGGAGGUUCGGAGGGAGCGGCGGUGGGAAAUAGUAGAUCGAGACCGGGGACGGGCAGAAGACCGGGCAGUUCUCGUUCGGCAAGGUCGGCCCCCGAGUGUCUCGAGUCGGGGCGAUGCGUCACGGUGGCCACGAUCGACACCGCCCUGGGGGAACUUCGCGCCGCUUUCGAGGAAGAGGCCCAGAACCUCCUCGAGGAAGUUGCCGACCUGACGGGUCUCCUGGAAGACGAGGCCGCCGUUAAGGCCGACGACGAGCGGCAGUCUCGACGGCACCUCGGGCCGAAGGCCGGCGACUACGGCGGCAAGUCCAACGCCGCCGCCGCCGCCGCGAACGACCCCAUCCCGUCCUCGGAGCUGCGGCGCUACGGCAAGAAGCUCGAGGAGGCCGUGCGAUCCCGGGAGCACGCCGCCGACGUCGCCCAGCGCUUAGCCCUCCCGCGACAGCGUGCCCCGGGGCUGGAACCCGGAUGCGGCGGAAAGGAUGGCAAGAAGAAAGGCCGGGGGGGCAUGACGGUGGCCCCCGUUUCCCGUAGCUCGCGAUCUUCCGAGGACCUACCCGGCUCUACCGCAAGGUUGGAGUCGUCGAGACAUCGCGGUCCGGGGGUAGGGCGCAAGGCGUCUAUCGGUAGAGGUAGUGGCAGCAUCGGGAGCGGACCUUCCGUGGAAGACAAGGCCCGCGGCGAGGAUAAGGCGGUGGGACGACGGGGGGGAGGGGGGGAACGCGGGGCGUUGGCAACGAAGCUGCGUGGUGCUGUGCGGGCGUCGCGGGAAGAGGAGGUCGUGGACGACGACAAGUAUUGGAAGUGA